Messenger RNA from Amblyraja radiata (thorny skate), 3600 nucleotides. RefSeq names its product DAP3 binding cell death enhancer 1 (gene dele1). The record is from RefSeq and is a predicted model, not a curated record. Gene Ontology annotation, molecular function: protein binding. The transcript has 12 exons. Gene Ontology annotation, biological process: extrinsic apoptotic signaling pathway via death domain receptors. NCBI's taxonomy places the organism in Eukaryota, Metazoa, Chordata, Chondrichthyes, Rajiformes, Rajidae. The coding region runs from base 50 to 1663 and encodes 537 amino acids. Gene Ontology annotation, cellular component: mitochondrion.
CCGUGACGCAAUCACGUCGCCUCACGCUGUGGCGGCGGCAACCGGCGACAUGUGGCGGCUGAAGGCGCUGCUGGGCCGCGCGCUUCACCGCUGGCAAAUCUCCGGACCCUCGAGCUCACUGCGCCUGCCUCCCACCCACUGUGCCGACGAUGACUUGUUAAACCCAGCGGCUCGGCUGCCUGCCCACUGCACCUUCAGAAGCAGUCCAACAGAUGCUCAGAAUGGAGACGGUGGACAGGGGAAGCGGGAGGAAGAUGAACAGAGGACUCGGUUUUAUUCCAAGGCCUUGCCACGGUUUUCGGGAUUCGAUGCUGUUGGCUGGGGCGCCGCUGCCGUGGUGUUUCUACAGUUCGCCAGGCAUCUGCAUCACCACUUCUGCCAUCGCGUGGGACCCCCCGAGAGUGAGGCUGCCCCCCAGCUCUGUGUCCCAGGCAUCGUUGCCUCCGCACUGACACCAGACAGAAUCAGGUUCAGUCGCUGUAUCCUGCCUCGUGGUGUGGGUCCCGACUCCAUCAGCACCUCCGCGGCUCAGAGUUCCGGCUCGGCGGCCUCCUCCUCCUCUCCUGCAGGGGGCGCAGCUGUCCACUAUCGGUCCCGUCCGGGGAGCUUUGACAAUGUUGAACAAGAUGGUCCCCUGUUCAUGAAGUGUACAGAACGCUCAGAAUACAAUGCCAGAGAUGAGAGCCACCCACAGCCGCAGGUCCAGAGAGAGGAAGCGAGUUCAGAAGAAGCUUUAAACCGAGCCACGUCCGACUUACAAGGGGCUGCAAAGUCCAGCAUAUCUUCCAUAUUAAAUAUCAUCGGGCUUGAAAAUGUCAAAGCUCAAGACGAAGACUUGGCUUUCUCCUGUUUCAUGAUAGCAGCCCGACAAGGGUACAGUAAGGCUCAGUACAACGUGGGAGUGUGCUACGAACUGGGGAGAGGCACAGCCAAAGACAUCGAGAAGGCCAUGCUGUACUAUAGUCAGGCAGCAACUCAAGGACACCGCUUGGCCCAGUAUCGUUGGGCAAGGUAUCUGCUGGAGAUCAAGCCAGAAAGGAAUGUUGGAGAUACACAAAGGGCCAUUGAUCAGCUGAAGAAGGCAGCUAAGUCUGGACUCAGAGAGGCCCAGGCGUACCUGGGAGUGUUCUACACCAACAAGCCCCACCGAGACCUGGAGCAAGCUGUCAGCUACUUCUCUAUGGCAGCCAGAAGCGGGGACGCUGCGAGCCAGUUCCACCUGGGGAUGUGCUGCCAGAGAGGCUGGGGCGUACAGACGGACACGGGCAGGGCCGCUGAUCUCUACAUACAGGCAGCUGCUGCUGGCCACCCUGACGCUCUGUGGGCCCUGGGCGUGCUCCACCAGCAAGCACAAGCAGGAGGCCGAGGAGGGUCGUGGGGCAGUUCCUCACUGCGGUGUGUGUUGUCCUCGCCCAGUCUCCAUCCCCAGGGUACACCGCAGGAACUGUUCUCCCGGCAACAUGGUGCGCCUGAUGCCGACACGGUCUCCCAGCCUCCGGGCGUCCCUGUUGCCACUCUGCUGCCCCACUCCUGGAGUACCGGAUGCCUCCGAGCCUCGCCACUCAGCGCCAGAGCUCCGUGCCUCGGCGCCAGUCUGCCUGAGGCGGAACACUGGGGGGGAUUCCCGACGGCACGACGCGCCUUCCUCGCCGGCGUGAGGUGACUCCGGCAGAGCCGUCCCAUCGAACAACACCUUCCUGCUCUCACGGACUGAGGGCUCUUCCCGUUCCCUCCCGAGAUGGAGCCACGUCUCGCUGUGCUGAGACCAGGGCAGGUGAAGAUGCCUCGACCAGAGAUAUGGGCACCUGUUGCCGGCCCUGCUUUGUUCUGGCCUCCAGUACACUCCCCCCUACUUUCAAUCUGAAGAAGGGUCCCGACCCAAAAUGUAAACUAUCCAUUUUCUCCAGAGAUUCUGCCUGACUCGCUGAGUUACUCCAGCUCUUUGUGUCUAUCUCCGAAGGAUAUCGACUUUACUAGAAACAUCGUCUUGAAGAACAUCUUUGUAACAUACUGAUUAAAGUCACUAUGGAAAGAACUACACUUUAGUGUGACUUCAACGAUGUUGGAACUCACAAACUCCAAGCGCAUUCCCACUAAUCCUUCGGUGGACACAAAUGCUGGAGCAACUCAGCGGGCCAGGCAGUAUCUCUGGAGAGAAGGAAUGGGUGACGUUUCGGAUCGAGACCUUUCUUCAGACUAAUCAUUCUAAAGCCGGUGUAAUUGCUCAGUUGGUGGAGGGAAUUGUACAUUGAGUUUGGGGGUCUGCAUCAUCUAGAGUCAUACAGCAUAGAAACGGGCCUCUUCAAUGGUGGCACAGUUGCUGCCUCACAGUGCCAGAGACCCGGGUUCGAUCCUGACUAUGGGUGGUGUCUAAACAGAAUGUGUACGUUCUCACCGAGACUGUGCGGGUUUUCCCCGGGUACUCCGGUUUCCUCCCACGCUGGUCAGCAAGGACUUGGUGGGCCGAAGGACCUGCUUCUGUGCUGUAUCUCUAAACUAAACUAAGGUGCGCACUGGUAAUCGUGUCCAGAUUAAAGGACGUGCCGGACGGACCAGUUGCUGGGAAAUCGGUGGUGGAUCUGGACAUCAAAGGUCUGGAGGAAAAUGGGGUCAAACAUGGGCAAUUGGGACUAGUUUGAAUGGGGCAUCAUGGUUGGGGUGGACACCCUCUCUCUCUCUCACCCCCCUCUCCCUCCCUCUCUCUUAACCCCCUCGCUCUCUCUCUCUCUCACCCCAACUCUUUCUCUCUCUUCCACCCAGUAGGUAGAGAUAACUUGUUGGUCCGAAUGGCCUGUUUCUGUGCCGUAUGACUCUCGGAUAUGUCACUGCAUAUAAAUCUAAUAUAAUUUAUUAAGAUCAGCAGAGGUACCAGGGGGUUUCCAUCGCACGCUCCCACUGGUGUUUACACCUGGCGUGUGUCCAACCGAGGCAGAGUGCGACAUUCCAGGGCCGGAGAGCUGAGGGGGAACCACGCUGCCCAGAAGCCAGCAAGGACUGGACUGGGACAGUCUGGCGUCUGACCCUCACUCCCCCUGCUCUCUGUCCCAACCUCACUGGACUCUUUUACCAUGUGUGCUGACACCUAAACUGUAGAGCCCAUCAGAAUGCGUUAUCUAAUAACGCUCGGAGUUCAGUUGAUAGGCUUCAAGCCUCCUUUAUUCACAGCUUCAGAUGCUGGAGACAAAUCUAUCUCCGCUAAUUUACUUUAGAAACAAAGAACUGCAGAUGCUGGUUUAUACCAAAGAUAGACACAAAGUGCUGGAGUAACUCAGCAGGUCAUGCAGCAGCUCUGGAGAAAAGGGAUGGGUGGCAUUUUGGGUCAGGACGCUUCACCAGACUGAAUGGCUAUCUUAUGGUUUACUUUAGAUUUUAAAGAUACAGUGUGGAAACGGGCCCUACGGCUCACCAAGUCCGUGCUGACCAGCGAUCACCCCGAACAGCCAAAUGACCAGUUACUAUGCUGUAUCUCCAUCACACACUAUGCCAGAUUUCAUUGCUUAAGCCCUUGCAUUACAUCGGCACGUGUAGUGAAGGGUUGUAUGCUUUUUCUGAGUGAUGUUACUGAAACAAACUAUUUAAUUAAAGUUGUGCUGGAAACCA